Ostrea edulis (European flat oyster) is the source of this 1258-nucleotide messenger RNA. Its product is annotated as bifunctional 3'-5' exonuclease/ATP-dependent helicase WRN-like. Bases 161 to 910 code for a protein of 249 amino acids. Gene Ontology annotation, biological process: nucleobase-containing compound metabolic process. The transcript is spliced from 2 exons. Gene Ontology annotation, molecular function: nucleic acid binding; 3'-5' exonuclease activity. The record is from RefSeq and is a predicted model, not a curated record. Lineage: Eukaryota; Metazoa; Mollusca; Bivalvia; Ostreida; Ostreidae.
GAGCUUCGGAUUUUCGUAAUUUUGCAGAAGUCACAAAAUAUGGUCUAUUCCGAUUCGCAGUUUGAGGUUUAUACUUUGGAGGCUAAAAGCACAGCAAAGGUUUCGGUCCUUUGAAAUGGGGUUUGCCCCUGUCUCAUAAAAUCAAGGAUGAUGUAACAAUAUGACCUCAAAGAAAAGGACACUCCCAUCAUGGAUGAAACUCUGUGAAUCAGAGGAAUUGAAAGAAGAAACCAAGUUAACACCUAAAAAGUUGAGAGAGUCGAGGCUUGUAAAGACUGCAGAGAGCUUCAAUAGAAUUUUAAGCGAUUCUUUAAAAGAAGUGUCUUUUACUGGGUCACUAGUUUACUCACACCACAAAUCUGAUUGCAAUCUUUUGUGUGAGGAGAUAGAAUUGGCCCUUUGUGAUGUUACAGGAGCCUUUAUAGGGUUUGACAUGGAAUGGCCUGUCACGUAUUGCCCAGGGCGACAAGAGAAGACGGCUGUGCUACAACUGUGCACUGCAGCUGAUGUUUGUUAUGUUUUCCACUUGUCAUGUAUAGGGAGCCUUCCUUCAGGAAUUCAACAACUCAUCUUAAGUCCAAAGAUUUUGAAAGUGGGUGUGGGAAUUCAAUCUGAUAUGUGGAAAUUGGAACGAGAUUAUGGGUUAUCUGUUGGACCAGUCAUAAAGUCCAGUGUUGUUGAUCUGAGUGAUUAUGCAAACCAGGUACUAAAGGCUAAUGAGAUGUGGAGUUUGGAUGGACUUUUAAGGCAUUUAUUUGGAGAGAAAAUCGACAAAAAUCCUGCCAUUAGAAAAAGUGACUGGUCUGUAUUUCCACUGUCAAAUUUGCAGAAAAGCUACGCAGCCACAGAUGCAUUUGUGUCUUAUCUGAUCUACGACAAAUUGAAUAAAAUAGAUAAAAAAGCUGUCUAAUCAAAAACCAUUAUUAUUGAAAGUUAAUCAUAAACAUGUGACAUAAAUAUCUACAUUAUGUAUUACCUUAAAUGACUUGGCAGUUGUUUAUGUCAAUGCUUAAUAUUUAUCGGCAUGAUUGAUCUGCAGGAAAGUAUACUGAACAAAGAAAGUAAGGAUCAGCAAAUUGUCUGAAACAUAUAUUUACAAGUUCUAGUUCAUGUUAAGAUAUGAAUUUAUAGAAAAAUGUUUACAGAUUCAUUAGUAUGUUUGAUAUUAAACACUUGUUUUAAUCAAUUUAUUAUUUGUGUAUAUUUAAACCUUUGUAAUAAAUUGUUUUAAGCUAAAAUAAAGUUGAUUAUGUGACAA